Molecule: messenger RNA, 1389 nt
Organism: Echinococcus granulosus
Lineage: Eukaryota; Metazoa; Platyhelminthes; Cestoda; Cyclophyllidea; Taeniidae
Product: Origin recognition complex subunit
Exons: 9
Coding region: 1-1389 (462 amino acids)
Biological process (GO): DNA replication
Cellular component (GO): nucleus; nuclear origin of replication recognition complex
Molecular function (GO): DNA replication origin binding
Source: RefSeq, a predicted model, not a curated record
AUGUAUCAAACAUCGAAGGGCAGAGUUCUGUUUUUGCCACUCUCACUCUCUACCUCUACUUUAGUGCAACCAGCCGCAAGGAAUGCUCCCGACGUGAAAGCUAGGAACCCCUCUCAUAGUCCUGUGAAGGCACAAUCGUCUUCAAAAUGGGAAGCCGUCGAUGAUUACUUUAUGAAACGUUCCGCGAAAACUAGUAAACGGACGUUGGCAAAACUACGAGCAGAUCGUGAAAAUGGACUACCCGAUCUAGAAAAACUCGAAGCCUUAUUAUCUGAACAUCACCCUCCUUAUAAUGAUAGUUUGGAGAAGCGUCUUAAGAAGCUUGGCGACACCCUGCUACCGCAUUUUCGUAUAUAUCUUAUGGAAGGUUUUAACAUUCUUCUCUAUGGAGUCGGCUCCAAAUUAGAGUUGCUAUCUCGCCUGCAAAAGGAGUAUUUGAAUGGCGAUAAUUGUCUUGUAGUAUCAGGCUACUCAUCAACGGUCAGCAUUCGAAAGAUUCUCAAUGCAAUAGUCGAUGAGGUGAUGCUGGCGGAGGACACCCCUGCCGGCGUCGACAAGCGUUUGAAUCUUGUCAUCGAUCACUUUUCUCAAUCCGUCGCAGCGGAUGCUCCCCUCUUUUUGCUGAUCAACUGCAUAGAUGGAAGGAACCUGCGUACUGUAAGGGCCCAGGCCGUUUUAGCUCGUCUUGCUGCGGUUCCACACAUUCACAUUGUGGCCACUAUGGAUAAUGUUAAUUUGCCUAUUUUAUGGUCCCAAACCGAAGUCUCGCGGUUCUCCUGGAUCUGGGAGGAAUGCACAACUCUGCUGCCCUAUUCAGUCGAGGCUAGAUUUUCCAGCAGUCGUUUGCUACAGGAAAUCCUCGGAGGUAGUGGCAACGCGAGCAGUCAUUUGGUGGAUCGACACCUCUUUCUCAACUCUGACGUUGAUGUGGUGGCGCUCACCCGACUGCGACAUGUCAUGGCCUCGUUGACGCAAAACGUGCGCGAUAUCUUCCGCCUAUUGGUGGAGUACCAGUUGCAAGCAAUGGAGGAGGCCCAAGCAGCCCUACGCGCAAGAGCUGUCAAGAAGACAACGGAUGCUAAGGGCCCCUUAAAGACACGCAAAAUGAAUGAGGAAGAAGCAGUGCCCAAGGGAAUGCCACUGGAGGAACUGUACUGGCGCUGCCGUGAUGCUUUUCUGACUAAUACGGAAGUCACUUUGCGGGCUCAGUUGACCGAGUUCAAGGACCACAAACUCAUCAAGUUUUCAAAGGCAUGCGCUUUUAUUAUUCUACCUUACUUUGCAUUUAUGCCAAUUUUUCAGGGUUCUGGUGGAACCGAAUUGCUUCAUGUUCCCCUUGAUCUGGCCAGCCUCAGGGAAAUUAUUGAAAAUAAGGAAAUGUUUCCUUAA